Molecule: messenger RNA, 429 nt
Organism: Botrytis fragariae
Lineage: Eukaryota; Fungi; Ascomycota; Leotiomycetes; Helotiales; Sclerotiniaceae
Exons: 2
Coding region: 1-429 (142 amino acids)
Biological process (GO): regulation of transcription by RNA polymerase II
Molecular function (GO): DNA-binding transcription activator activity, RNA polymerase II-specific
Source: RefSeq, a predicted model, not a curated record
AUGAGCUUCAGUGCAAAGAAAAUCAUCCAAUCUGUGACUAUUGCGACCACAGAGGGCUCAAUUGUGAAUGGCCGGUCAUGCUCUGGGAUUUCAAUACAUGGAUCCUCACUUGCUUCACGAAUUCCUCGCCCUAUUCAGACCACCAGCCCAGUUUUUAGCAUGGUAGACUUUCGGCUUUUUCACCACUUCAUUCAGGAAGCAUACCCGCAUCAUCCUAUUUGGAAUGACUCCGUGUGGACUCAUGAGAUACCAAGCAUCGCUUCAGAUCAUGAUUAUCUUCUUCGUUCCAUGCUAGUCUUAUCGGCUUCUGACCUUGCUUCCGACCCUACAUAUUCGACUGCAUCUUGCAAGCUCACCUACACUGCCAUUCAUCAUCGCGUAAAAGCUAUAGCAAGUCGUAACGCGGCGAUAUCCUCGGGAGUCAAUUAG